Molecule: messenger RNA, 766 nt
Organism: Leptopilina boulardi
Lineage: Eukaryota; Metazoa; Arthropoda; Insecta; Hymenoptera; Figitidae
Gene: Trs20
Product: probable trafficking protein particle complex subunit 2
Exons: 3
Coding region: 138-563 (141 amino acids)
Biological process (GO): endoplasmic reticulum to Golgi vesicle-mediated transport
Cellular component (GO): nucleus; TRAPP complex; cytoplasm
Source: RefSeq, a predicted model, not a curated record
UGACAAAAUAUCCAUAACAUGGAGGACCGAACCUAGCUUAUUCUGAAUAUACUGCUUUUGACUACUGUCAAUCGUGCUGUCAAUAAACAAUAAGUAACAAUUUUCAGAAAAAUAUUUAAUAAUCCCAAUAUAAAGUGAUGGCAUUCAAUUUUUACUUCGCUAUUGUUGGUCAUGUUGAUAAUCCAUUAUUUGAAAUAGAAUUUGCAAACGCUGGUAAGGAUAGAAAGCAGAAAGAAGAUCAUGUACAUCUAAGUCAAUUUGUUGCUCAUGCUGCUCUUGACUUAGUGGAUGAACAUAUAUGGAAAACUCCAAAUAUGCAUUUAAAAGUUGUCGAUAAAUUUAAUCAAUGGUUUGUAAGUGCAUUUGUAACAGCAACUAGAAUACGUUUUAUUAUGGUACAUGAUGGUAAAAAUGAAGAUGGAAUUAAAAACUUCUUUAAUGAAAUGUAUGAAACUUAUAUUAAGUAUUCUAUGAAUCCUUUUUACAAGAUAAAUACUCCAAUCAAGUCUGUGGGAUUUGAAAAGAAGGCUCAAUUAUAUGGAAGGAAAUAUUUAACAACAUAACAGUACGAUUACACAAGAUGGAGUGGAUAAUUUAUUUAAUUUGUUUACUAUUAAUUUUUUGUUUAUUUUGUAUAAUAGAAAAUUUUGUUUAGUUAAAUUUUUACAUUUUUAAAUAAAAAAUUAAAUUAUAAUGUAAUUAAAUUGUAAAUAAUAAUUACAUAAACAAAUAUAAUUAUAAAAUUGACAAAGUGACUAAAACACUA